This is a messenger RNA of Morchella importuna, 348 nucleotides long. RefSeq lists its product as uncharacterized. Bases 1 to 348 code for a protein of 115 amino acids. Gene Ontology annotation, cellular component: endoplasmic reticulum membrane. The record is from RefSeq and is a predicted model, not a curated record. The transcript is spliced from 3 exons. Gene Ontology annotation, biological process: vacuolar proton-transporting V-type ATPase complex assembly. NCBI's taxonomy places the organism in Eukaryota, Fungi, Ascomycota, Pezizomycetes, Pezizales, Morchellaceae.
AUGGCCACCAGACGCCCUGUCAAGACAGAAAAGGACUCUAUCAAGAGCGAAGAUGUCCCCAGCAAUCCGGUAUCAGUUGCUGCUGCGAAUAAGAACGUUACAGCUGCCUCCGCUGUGCCUAGAUCCGUGCUUGUGAAACUUCUCAUGUUCACAUUUGCCAUGAUUGUUUUUCCUUUGAGUUCUUACUUUCUUACUAUAAACACAAUCUUUAAAGACCGCUCAAGCAGCAGCACUCUAGCGGCAGCCACCGCAGCUGUGGUUGCAAAUAUUGUUCUGAUAGGGUACAUCAUUGUGGCCGCGAACGAAGACGAUACAGACGGAAAGGAUCAUGAGAGGAAAUCGCAGUGA